GGAUGCUGACCUUGGAGGACUUCAGCCGUGUUUAUGUUAUGUCCCAGCGCCCAGGACAACAGCAAAGCAGAAAGCUCCAUAGUCACUUCAGACAGAGAAGCAAACAUACGUGGCUUUACCAAGGUCCGGGAUCCCACCGUGUGCUGCACACACUCAGGAACAGAGUAACCAGUCUGACACGUCUGCCCUCUGCAUUGGUUGAGCUGAGUGAGCCGCUGCAGGUGAUUCGCUAUGAGCAUGGAGACUUCAGUAAUGCCCACCACGACAGCAGCCCUCCUCAUUCAGAGACUACCUGCGCACACACACGGCUGGCAGGAAACACAUCUGCUCUUGCAGAGGUCUCUUGCAGGUACCUUACCAUGUUAUUCUACCUCAGCUCUGUAGAGGAAGGUGGUGAGACCACCUUUCCUGUGGCAGACAACCGUACCUAUGAAGAGCAGGCACUGAUCCAGGACGGAGUUGAUUUGACAGACACCCAGGAGACAUGCAGCAGAGGGAACCUGAAAAUGAAACCUGCUGCUGGGACAGCUCUGCUCUGGUACAACCAUCUUUCUGAUGGUAGAGGUUGGAUGGGUGAGCUAGAUGAGUAUUCCCUACACGGCGACUGUCCAGUCAGGCGUGGGGUGAAAUGGGUGGCCAACAGCUGGGUAAAUGUGGACCCAGAUCACCAGCAGCAGGCCCGCUACCAGAGACUAGUUGCACAGAGGCAUCAAGCUAAGUCGGGCACGGAGGAGCAUUACCAAGCUCUCUCACACAGCGACCUCCAUCAGGACCUAUAGCCGGGCCUUUUUAAUGACAAAGUGACCAUAAUUUCAAAACUGGGUCGGUCUUGCACCUAUAAUACCAGUAAGGCUUGAUACACUUUUCCACAAUGUCAGACGCUGUAGUUGAAAUUAAAAUUGCACAAAAACUGCCCCAGAUAUCUUCUUCUCCUUUCAGUAAAUCUGUGACGCAUUAUAUUAUGUCUCUCAAGCCACUUGCUUGGAUAUCCAUAUUUUUCUUUCUCAAUUUUGUUUGAAAGGUUUGGUGAAUUUUAAUAUAGAAUUGUGGUGGGCAGAUGCAUUGGUUUCCUCUCAAUUAAUUUAUAAUACAUAAUAACAAAUUUGAUAUGAAUUAAACAGAAUGAAUGCCAUUCUCUUUAUAUAAAAUAUCACUUAUUCAGAAUAAAUAUAUGGAUACUAUGAUGCGAGUUGGAAAAGAUCAUGUCCAAGAGAUGAGCCUGCUUACCUGCCUUCCAUUUAGGUUUACUAGGCAUUUACUCCUGUUGCAGGUCUGUUAAUUAUUGUAAUAGAAUUUAAGCCUUUUGCUACGAGCCAUAUCACCAUAUUCAUCUGUGAAUGUGUUCCUGAGGGAAGUCUUUUUUGUUUGUUUCCUCAGUUUUGUUUUUCCAGAGUUUAUCAUGAAAUGUUAUUUAAUAAGGAGUUUGCCACACGUACUUGCAAAUGCAGGACUCUUUUUGACUGGACAAAAGGAUUGCUUUUCACACUGGCUGUGGGAGGCCGGUCCUUCAGGUGUAAUUUAAACGUAGGUCUUUAAUAUUACAACUUUUCUCUUUCUUAUCCUCACAUCUCAAAAAUAUUUAAUUGUCUGAGAGUAUUUAUUUGAGUGUUAUUUAUUACCAGUAUGAUUUAAGUUAAAAUGAAUGCAUAUUUAUUACAGCUUGAUGUUGCACUGAAUUUGUCGAUGUAUUUAUUGUAUUUGUUCUAUGU
Molecule: messenger RNA, 1709 nt
Organism: Morone saxatilis (striped sea-bass)
Lineage: Eukaryota; Metazoa; Chordata; Actinopteri; Moronidae
Product: transmembrane prolyl 4-hydroxylase-like
Biological process (GO): peptidyl-proline hydroxylation to 4-hydroxy-L-proline
Cellular component (GO): endoplasmic reticulum
Molecular function (GO): L-ascorbic acid binding; procollagen-proline 4-dioxygenase activity; iron ion binding
Source: RefSeq, a predicted model, not a curated record